This is a messenger RNA of Branchiostoma floridae (Florida lancelet), 1448 nucleotides long. RefSeq lists its product as uncharacterized. Gene Ontology annotation, molecular function: catalytic activity. The record is from RefSeq and is a predicted model, not a curated record. Lineage: Eukaryota; Metazoa; Chordata; Leptocardii; Amphioxiformes; Branchiostomatidae.
AUCCGGGACCUAGGGCACCGAAGUACCCCUGCGGCGUAUGCCAUCGAGCCGUCAGGUGGGAAAAGGUGGACGGCCGGCACCAUCUGUUGCGACUCAUGUGAUGUCUGGUACCAUACUGACUGCAUGGGUAUGUCAACACCGGUCUAUAAUACCAUCAACAACCCUAACGUGUCCUGGAUUUGCUGCUCCUGCGGCCUACCUAACUUCAGCUCCAGCCUCUUCAACACUACAGUAUUCGAAACUUCUAAUUGUUUCUCUUCUUUUAACACCAGCACCUGUUCUAGUCCAGCAAGAUCUAUCGGCUCACCUAUCGCUACGUCUUCGCCUAUCGGAUAUGGUAUUACUCCACCGCCUCGCGACCGCACACAUACCAAACCAGUCAGGACCUGUGUGAUCAACUUUCAAUCUAUCCGCAAUAAGGUACCUGAACUGCAUGCAUUUUGCGAAGCUGUGCAACCAGACAUUGUUGUUGGCACUGAGACGUGGCUGGACUCGUCAGUGGGCAGCAGCGAAAUCUUUCCGGACACGUACAAUGUGUUCAGGAGAGACAGAGCUGGCCGGGGAGGGGGUGUGCUUGUUGCUGUAAAGAACAACAUCAUAGCAACCCACCACCCAGACCCGGACUGUCCCUGCGAGUUGACCUGGGUCCGGGUCCAUCUGGCUAACAGUAAGUCCAUCUACAUAGGGGCCUACUAUCGCCCCCCCCCCCCCCCCUCAGCUGGUCAUGAUGAUUUUGUAGCACUAGAAAGAUCAGUGCUGCAAAAGCGGGCUAAUAACAACAAUGCCCACAUCUGGCUAGCAGGUGACUUCAACCUGCCUGAUGCGACCUGGAACCCUGAAGCUAAUACCACCGCUUCCAAUCCAUCCACUCUCACUAGCAAUUACAUCAGCCUUGCCAAUGACUGUGGUCUGGAACAAAUGGUCUGUGAACCAACUCGUACUGUGGGGCAAACUUCGAACACCCUGGAUCUGUUUCUCACCACAAACUCCACCUUAGUGGAGAGAGUCAAAAUCUUACCAGGUCUCAGCGAUCAUGACAUCCCGCUGAUUGAUGUUCAAGUAAAGCCCCAAACAUCAAACUCAAAAGAUCGGCUCAUAUACCUGUGGAGGAAGGCUAACAUCGAUGCACUCCAGCAGGAUAUGGCAACAUACAGUCGAGAGUUUGCAGACCAGGCUCAGCACAACACUGCCUCAGAAAACUGGGAGCUGUUUAAGGCAGCCGUUAGUGGUGCUGCCAAUAAGCAUGUCCCCAGGAAAAAAGUGAGGCCACAAUCCAACAAACCUUGGAUAACUCCCCAGAUUCGCAAAGCUAUGCGUAAGCGGUCUGAACUUUUUUCCAAGGCUAGGAGAUCCAACUCCAAUGAAGCCUGGGCAAAGUUCAAGAGGUGUAGGAAGGGCGUUAAGCAGAGAGUUAGGAAGGCCCAUAGGGAUUAUGUCUCCAAUUACCU